Messenger RNA from Brenthis ino (lesser marbled fritillary), 6477 nucleotides. The record is from the annotation of a GenBank genome assembly. Lineage: Eukaryota; Metazoa; Arthropoda; Insecta; Lepidoptera; Nymphalidae.
AUGCCAUCGGAAAGUAACAUUUCUAUUGUAAAAUUAGAGGAACAAACAUCAACAUCUGACCUUAGUCUAAAUCGACCUGAAAAAAGAAAAUACAAAACCAACUACAAGGAAGAUUUAAAAGAACUUCUUUUGGAAUGUUCCAAUAAUUUACCAAUUGUAAUCGAGGAACAGGAAAACACAAAGCAAAAUGUACUUAAUGAAUUGUUAGAAAAAAUAUACGAAUUAUAUUCAGAAAUAAACGACAAAUACUAUAAUUUAAAACUCAUCAAAGAAAUAGAUAACUUUUUGAAUUCCAUUCGAAAUGGUGUUGACGAUGAACUAGAUAUGUAUACUUUGAGGGAGAUAUUUCUUAGCAAAAUACAUGAUCUUAAUAAGAAAACGAUGAAUAAUGACGUAAAAGCCACAAAACAUAAAAAUAAAUCAGGCGUAAUCAAGUCUAAAACAAACGAUACUGCAGUGAGUACUGCUGAUAUUAAAAAUAAAGUUGAAAGUUCGAGAGUGCAGUACAGCGAUACAAGCACCCAGAUCUCAUCUGUUGACAUACCCACAGAAGAAUCUAUGGAUAAAUAUGAUAAUGUUAACAAUAGAGAUAAGAAAUAUGUUGAUACUCAAAUUCAGAAUAUCUUAACAAAUAUUAUGCCUUUCUAUGAGAAUAUUUAUGAAGAUACAAUAUCGCAAGAGGAUGUAGAAAAAAAUGAUAGUAGUAAUAUUUUCAAACAAAAGAUAUUAGACUGGAUACUUGAAUUAAGAAAUGAAGGCACCAUUAAUUUAGAAAGUAAAAAUUUGCCAGUUUUGGUUGAGGAUUUCUGUAAUCACUUACAACCUAUAUUACAAACUAAAACUUACAUAUCUGACAGAAAGGGCUUAUUAAGAGGAGAAAUAUUGAAUUUUCUAAUGAAAAAUAUUGAUACAUCUUUAAGCAGUGCGAAUAUCGCACACUUGAACAAAUUAGCCGAAAGUUUAGUAAUAACUCUCUUAAUAGAAAAAAAUAACCGAAUGAUCCAGAGUGUAUUUAUCCAAAAUAGAAUAAAUAAAGAUUUCGGGAUUAGUAAUAAAGAAAAUAUGAUUUUUUUAAGAUUAAUUUAUGAUACCGUAGUAAAUGCUCUGGUAAAUCAUGGCAUUUACUCAGAUCGUCUGAUUAAUAAUAUGACCAAAUGUAUAUUUGAAAACACAGGGUCGAUUAACAUAAAUAGAAAUCAGCAUUUAAAAAAGCAACUGUCUACGACCUUAAAAUAUUCUACAGGAUUAUCUUAUGAUGUUGAUGCUAUAAUUGACGAUAUAAUGGACGAUAUUGUUACAAUAAAUAAUAAUUUUGAUUUGAAAGAGAAUAUUAAUGAACUAGGAUAUGAUAAUGUUAUUUCCGUUUAUAAAUCGGAACAUGAACUAAUGGGACAAUCAAAUCAUUCUAAUACUUUCACUAAUAGAAUGAGAUCGAGUAUUUUAAAGAAGAAGAACUCCAAAUUACAGCCUGGAGAAAAAAAGUAUACGAAAGAUAUAACAGCUGUAAUUAUAACUUGGUUAGAUACUUUGCCCGUCGAUUCACAUAUACCAAAAAAUAAAAAAAAUAGAGACACGUUUGUAAAUAGCCUCGCCACUGAUAUCUUAGAUCAAUUAAAAUUGAAUAAGUUAGCAGAAGUAAGCAAUGAAAAAGAUAAAUAUGUAUCUUUUUUUAUAUAUAGAUGGUUAAAUAGAUUAGAAUAUUUUGAAAAUAUUGAUGAAGCCAAACCAUUUGUAGAUAAGCUUGUACAAAUGUUAAAAGAUAUACCUGAGCCGUCUGGAAGAAAAUUUAAUAAAUGGCUAUCUCCUUCAAAUACAAAUAAUAACAGCUCAAGUUAUUCAGAAAAGAAAAUUAAAAAUGGAUUGAAAAUAUUGAAAGAUGAAAUUACAAGUUUGUUAAAUCUGUCACCAAAUAUGAUACUAGUUAAGGAUAAUACUAAGAAAACAAAACUAAUUAACGAUUUGGUACUUACAAUCCAGAACCUGAUAACAGAAAAACAAACUUUGAAUGAUAUUUCAAAAGCAAUAGACAUCUGGCUUAAAGAAAUAAUAAAUGCAGAAGAAAAACAAACAAUACUUGAACUUAGCAAAAAAAUUAUAGAAAGUGUGAAAAAAAUUGUUGGCAAUGACAAUUUAAAUGAUGUUAGUACAAGUAGCACUGAUAAUAAAAUGGAGGCAACAGAGAGCAUCUUAAAGGAUUAUAUAGCUAAGUACUUAGAGCAUAGCUAUGAUCCAGAAGAUUCAAUUGCUAGAGACGCAUUUAGUCAAUUAUUGAAAAGCGAACUUAAUAAACUUAGUUCAUGUUUAGAUCUCACAAAUGGUGACUUGACAAAAAAUUAUCAGCAGGAAGAAGUUAUUAUAGAAAAGUUGUCUCAGGAAUUAGAAUACAUUAAUCUUAUUACGGACUGGCUAAAAACAUUACCUUUGCAAGAUUCGUUUAAUGAAAUAGAUCGUAGAGUUCUUGCAAUUUUAAUAAAUAAAUUAGCGAGAGGCAUAAACGAUUUAGACGAGGGUCUGAUGAGGUCCUCAAAUGAAAACGAAUAUAAUAAAUAUUUAACAGCCCUUAUUAACCAAUUUUUGGAACAAUUACCAAUAUCACAUCAUUAUAGAAGAAAUGUUAAUUCUUUAAUCAAUAACCUACGUAUCAAAUUAGUAGUUCUAAAGAAAACUAAAUCACGUUGUCAAUUUACAAAUCGAAACAGCUCAGCAACAAGCGAAAACAUAACUGAUCAUAACUUAACAAAUUUUAUCGAGGAAUAUAUUCGUAAUAAUAGUAAAGAAAUAUCUGAAGAUGACUUAAAAUUAAAAGCUUGUGUUUUAAGAUUUUUUGAACUAAUAGAUAAAAAGGAAGUAGAAAAUUUAACGGCUCAAAGUAAAUCACAAGUCACUAACCAAGUUAAUAAGACCAAAUCGCAAAAUGAAACCGCUAGAAGAUUUAGUUUUGAAUUAGUAUACGCAAAUGAGAUUUCUCAAUGGCUUAAAAAUUUACCUUUACAACCUCUUUCUGAUAAAGAAUCACAACAUCAAAUAGCUGAUAUGAUAAGCACUUUAGCUGAGAAAAUAUCUGAAGUACAAAUGGAUUAUAAGGAAUUGUCAGAAAUCGACAGUAGCUUAAUAGAUUAUAUCACUAAUUGGAUAACUGCACUACCACUAGAUUCAAGUAAAGAAAUUAUCUUACCUGUUGCAGUUCAACAAUUAUUAAAUAGAAUAGUACGAGUUAAUAUCAAUAAACACCGAUCAUACAAAAAUAAAGAAGACUCCGAAAAAUAUAACGUUUCAAGUAAAAUGUGUAAAUAUUCACAGGCAUGCUAUAAUAAAAAUUUAACAAAUAAUCAUGCAGAUGAUCUUGGAAUUGUUGUUAUCAAUGAAAUAGAAAAAUGGUGUUCAAAUUUACGCAUAGAAUCAGAUAAUGAAGAUACUGAUAGAGAAUUAAAACAAAAUAUAGCUACAAAACUUUAUCAGAAAGUAGGUGAGUUAAAUAUGAAUCCUGAAUACUUUAAUAAUAAUCUACUGUACCAGGAGUUGCUAGGUGAGGAAAUAGAAAAAAUACUUAAUAAUCUUCCUCAAAAUUCUAUGCUUGAAAUUGUUAAAGAUGAAUUGAAGAGACAAUUAUUGAAAGCUGUUACUGACAAGCGAAAUGAAAUUAAAGAGAAGACAUCAGCAAUAGAAUAUAAACAUGACCUAGAAAGAACUAUAGAAAUAUCGAUGCCAUACCCUAUCUCUAUUUAUCAGGAAGAUAGUCCAGGGUUUAAAAUAUAUAAAGAUCGCUUAGCAGCUAUAUUUAUAUUGGAAAAUUUUGACCAUGGUAAUGAUGCUAUGAAAUUAAAAUAUGAAAAUAAAGUAAAAAAUGAAAUAGAUAAAUAUUUUAGAGACGCUCAAAUGAGGAAUUCUAUUCCUCUUACUAAAGAACAAAUUUACAAUGAACUAUACAGUGCUCUUUUCAGUGUUCCUCUUCCUAAUGAAUCUUCAAUCACUGAGGAGGUCGAAGAAAUAAAGACACGAUGUGAAAUAGAUGACUGGUUUGACACAUUGCCUCUGAGAGAAGCUAAUGGUGUAGGAGAGCUUUUGGAGUGGGAUCAAAUUUUAGCUAUGCUAGCUAAGAGACUUCGUGAAAUGGAAAAAUAUAAACAAGGCAGAGAUGAUAAAAUGCAAAAAGAAAUUUCUAAGUGGUUGCUAAGAUUACCUUUAUUACCAGGUGAAGAAACUAACAUUGAUAUUUUUACACGAGACUUACAAAUUAGACUAAAAAGAAGUCAGCAAGACAGAAAAUGUGUGACUCGAGACAUGAAUACAUCACAUCAAACUACGAUAAAUGAUAAAAUUGAAAGUAAAGGAAUUUUGGCGACUAGUCAAGUGACUGCAUCUAGCAAUGACAAAGAUACAUGGUAUACUCCGCCGUCAUAUUCUUUUCCAGCUUAUUGUCGCACAACUGCAACACAGGAUGUUAAAAAACCAGCAGACACUAUCAUAGAAAUCGUAGAAAAUUGGUGUAGACAGCUUCCGAUGCCAGCAAACACUGUGCAAGAAAAAGAAAAUAUUAAAGUCAUGAAGGAAAAUAUUGCUAUUAGAAUAAUUAUGAAAAUAAGUGAACUAAACAUGAACCCUGAAACUUUUGAAGAUGACUUUUUAUAUGACGGUUUGCUUGAUGAUGAAUUAGAAAAUCUAUUGACUACCUUGCCAACAUCCUAUGAAUUUCAAGAAAAUAAAGAUUCUAAAAAAUGUCAACUGAUUAACGCAAUUAAGGGUAUAAAACCCCUUAUAAAAGAAGAAAUGGCAAGAUAUGAGUACAGACGAGAUAUAAAAAAUACAAUAGAGAACAUUUUGAAAACACCUCAGAAUCAAAAUGAUGUCACGAGUAUUGCGCUAGCUUCCUUGACAGAUGAAAUUGCCGAUAGCUAUUUGUUAUACCGCUAUCAUAAACAUGAUAUUGAGGGAAUACAAAUGAAGGAAAAAUUUGAUAAUUCUGUUGAAAUUUUUUUUACAUUAGUGAAGUAUGAAGACGUAUAUACCACAAAGCCGUCUGAUCCACUAAUGAAAAGAAAUCAGCUACUAUGUGAAUUGAAUAAAAUUUCUACUCCUAGUGAAUCAAUAGUUAUAAAAGAACUUAAAGAAAUAGACAUGAAAAUUGAAAUAACAAAAUUUUUCAAUGAGCUUUCCCUGCCUCAGAGUAUGGAUAAGAUAGCCAUUAAAAAUCAGGUCAAAGCUAUUUUGGCUAAACGCUUAACUGAUUUCGAAAAUAUAGGUUACGCAACAGAGAACUGUCAUAAAAUCAAAACAGAAAUAAUAAAGUGUCUAAAAAAAAUCGAUGACAAUAUUGAAACUGAAAAAGUAGAUUCUUUUAUAGAAGCAUUAAAAAGUACGCAGCCGAAUAGAAUUUCGAUUUAUCAAAAUUCUCGUGAAAACAGUCCUAAUUUUAGCACACAUAAUGCUCAAAAGAAAAAUUUGAUGAGCCUUAAUGAAAAACAUGAAGCGUCACUGGGAAUAACACAAAGUAAUUUGUCAAAUCAAAAUAUUAGGAACGAACAGUGGCUUUCUUUUUUACCAGUAACUCCACAAAGUGAAAAUAUGAAAGAAGACAGUCAAGAUACAUAUGACAACUUGAGUAAAUCAAUUACAAGUUAUAAAAAAUCCGACAGCGGACUCGUUUUAACACCUGUGAAUAAAAAUCAACCCAUGCAAAGGCUCCAGACAAAAAAUGACCAAAAUACACUUGAUCAGAAUCCAAUUAGUCGCUACGAUCAAAUUAUUCUUGGUUACGAUAGUGCCAACCAAAAUUAUUCACAGAAGCAAACGUCAAAACCAGAAAUUUCGAAACCAUCUGAAUCUAACUAUUUAAGGGGUUAUAACAUGCAAGAUAUAAAAAAUCAUUCUCCUUCACAAUAUAAAGCAACAUAUCGUCAGCCAAGCGAAUCAAGUUCUAAUCAAGAUUAUAUGCGUCAUCAAGAUGGGAAUCGUAACCAAAUCGAGGCAUCCCCUUUCUUACAGCACCAUAUACAAUCAGGUGAAAUGUUACAUCCUGUACCUAGUCGACAUGUACAAGAUUUAUUUCAGCAAACUCCUGUAAUUAACCUAGAGCCUGAUGAACAUGGUAACUCAGAUAUUUUAAAGCGACAAAAUUCAGCGCCUCGAAGAAGUUUAGCGGGCCCAAGGACUGAGCAAAUUUCUAACGACAUCUCGAUGCCUUUGCCGUCCACCGUAAGAAUUUCACAAGAACCAAUAUCGUAUCCUAAUAUACGUAGGACAUGUAGACGGCCCUCGAUAACAAUUUUCAGCCCUUCGUAUUUAGAACCUGAUGAAAGUCAACAAGAAAUUAGAGCUCAAAUAGAAAAAUCUAGACCUGAAUUUUCCGACGAAGACGACAUUCAAUGUGGGUGCGUUAAAAAAAAUAAACAGUGGCAAAAAUCACAUGGAUCUGUACGUAGGCGGAAAUAUUGUAAAUUCUGUAAUAGAGUCCAUCCGUUUUAUUGUGGCAUGUAUCGC